Molecule: messenger RNA, 1195 nt
Organism: Triticum aestivum (bread wheat)
Lineage: Eukaryota; Viridiplantae; Streptophyta; Magnoliopsida; Poales; Poaceae
Product: acid phosphatase 1-like
Exons: 3
Coding region: 332-1090 (252 amino acids)
Source: RefSeq, a predicted model, not a curated record
GGAAAAAAAACCUACGAAAGCAAACUUUCCUUUGGAAUGGCAGCAAAUCCCAUGAACCGAACAGGGCCUAAUUCGUCGCGGUGACCGCGCUUUAGCCCACCGCGGCUGCCUUUUCCACCGGGCAUUGUCCACCAAAAGCAAAAGGUGGCAUUGCACGCACGCACGGGAAUAAUCCCAGUGCGUUUGCGUGCGUGCGUGCGCCCAUAAAAAUCCAUGCACGCGCGCUCAUUGACGAAACGGUGUGGUCGACCAGCUAGCCGCUGCUUUCCUUGACGCGAGCGCUCACACACACCCAUGAGCUAGAGACUAGAGAGUAGCCGUGGCUCCAACAAUGGCCGCUCUCGACCUGCGGCGGUGGCUGAUGGUCCUCCUCGUAGGUCUCCUCGCCGCGUUCCAAGUGGCCGACGGGGCGCCGUGGUUCUGGCCGCCGGGCGGCGACGACCCCGACGGCUGCCUGAGCUGGCGGGUGAUGGUGGAGGCGAACAACGCCAAGUUCUGGCGCGCGGUGCCGGCGCCCUGCAUCGGGUACGUCUGGGCCUACAUGUCCUGGGGGCAGUACGGCCGGGACGUGAGCAGCGCGGCGGACCAGAUCGCCGCCUACGCCAGCCAGGCCCCCGCCGCCGGCGACGGCCUCGACGCCUGGGUCCUCGACAUCGACGACACCUGCCUCUCCAACCUGCCCUACUAUCAGGCCAAGCAGUUCGGGGCGUACGACCCGGCGGCGUUCAAGGCGUGGGCGAGCAGAGGGGCGUGCCCGGGGAUACCGGCGAUGGUGAGGCUGUUCUGGGCGCUCAAAGGCGGAGGCUUCAGGGUUUUUCUUCUCUCCGGGAGAGACGAGGAGGCUCUCGGCGCGUCCACCGCCGCCAACCUCGCCGCUGCCGGGUUCGCCGGGUACGACCGGCUCAUCUUGAGGAGCGCCGGGUACCGCGGGCAGAGCUCGGUGGUGUUCAAGUCGGCGGAGCGGCGGCGGCUGGCGGCGGAGGGGUACCGGAUCCGCGGCAACGUCGGCGACCAGUGGAGCGACCUGCAGGGCGACUGCGCCGGCGACCGCGUCUUCAAAGUGCCCAACCCAAUGUACUUCGUCCCCUGACCGACCGAACAAUGUGUAGCAAGAUGUAAAUAACGUGACGGGGACCGGUGCCGCACCGCUAUAUAUAUUUGUACAAAAUGUUCAAGAAUUUUAAAAAAUAUUCAU